AUGGAUUUAAAUACAUAUUCAAAGAACAUAUCUAACUUCAUCGCUGGAAGUUACAUCACCUCCGCCAUCACACUAGGUAAAGAUCUGGGACUAUUUGAUGAGCUAAAAAGACUGGACAAACCAGUAUCAUCACAGCAGCUAGCAGACGCCUGUAGCCUGAAGGAAAGGUAUGUCCGGAAGUGGCUGGGAUGUAUGGUCUCAACAAGGAUCGUUUCACUAGAUGACUCAGACCGCUACUUCAUCCCUGGGAAACUUAAACCAGGACUUCGUGGUAUUGAUUCCGCUUUCUUCUUCCCUGUGUUGGGUUAUGAAUUUGGUGAUAUGCUCCCAGAAGUAGUUGAUGUCACUGAAGAAAGAGUUGCCGAUCCUGACAUGGUAGUGGAACAGCUCCUGGUGCCAGCGACAAAAUUCACGGGGGCAAGGACGUCAAUUCUUGACCUAGGGUCCGGUGCAGGAAACAUUUCCAGAGCGUUGAGCAGGCGUUUUCCAUGUGCAGACAUAUACGGCGUUGACUACACCGAUAUGGCAAUUACCAAGGCCAUUGAAAUAGCUCAUACCCAAGGCAUCAAAAACGUGAAGUUUCUGAAAGAAAAUGCCACGUCCUUGCCCGCUGACUGGACACACAAGUUUGACUGGGUGGUUAUGUAUGAUGUACUUCACGACCUAUCAGAUCCUGUAAAUGCCAUGAAAGAGGUGAAUCGUGUGCUGAAGGACAACGGGGUUGUUUCCAUCACUGAUCCGGAUGUCCAUAGUAACCAUAGAGAUAACAUAGGGGAUCCGAACGUGGCAGGAGUAGGAUACGCCCUCAGUACCGUAAUUUGCCUCCCCUGUAGUUUGUCGAUAGACGGCGCCCCUGGUUACGGCAUUGGCUGGGGAACGGAAAAUAAGGAUGCUUUUUUGAAGAGUUCUGGUUGGCUGGUGAAGGACAAACGUCAUAUCGGAAGUCCUUUGGCUUGUAACUUUACUUGCGUUAAAGCUUAACAUAGCAAAUUGAACUUGAAUUCAAAAGUCUAAUCAGAAUACUCUUGGUUGCAACAAAAGUAACACGUCGUUAAUCAGUUUGAAAUGUGUAUACUGUAGAUAGUUUUGUCCGAAGCAUUUUUUGAAGUUGAUGCACCAUAACAUAUUGUCCAUGGAAUUUCCAAAGAACACGAAUUGUGAAACCAUGCACAGAGCACGAGUGGGCAGAAGUUUGGUAACGAAUUUAUUAAUCUGUGUGUGUGAACAUUCAA
Molecule: messenger RNA, 1232 nt
Organism: Pecten maximus
Lineage: Eukaryota; Metazoa; Mollusca; Bivalvia; Pectinida; Pectinidae
Exons: 4
Coding region: 1-981 (326 amino acids)
Source: RefSeq, a predicted model, not a curated record